CGGCGCGCCGCCGCCGGCGCCCCGCGGCGCGCCGCCGCUCGCCCUGAUCGCCGCGCUGGCGGUGGCAGCGCUCCUCGCUCCGUUGGCGCGGCCGCGCGGCCCCUUCCGAUCAGGCCCCCUCGGCGGCCCCUCGGCGGAGGUGCCCACGGGCACCGCCUCCUGGAAGAAAUCCUACGACCUCGCCGACGAUGCCCUGCUCGAGGCGGGGAAGAUGGUGAAGGUCGCCUCGGAGACGGUGCUCAGAAUAAAAAACCCGGAUCGCAUGGACGGGGAGGACCGCAAGGACGUGCUCCGGGACGCGUGGG
Molecule: messenger RNA, 305 nt
Organism: Prorocentrum cordatum
Lineage: Eukaryota; Dinophyceae; Prorocentrales; Prorocentraceae
Source: the annotation of a GenBank genome assembly